This is a messenger RNA of Alternaria novae-zelandiae, 1599 nucleotides long. RefSeq lists its product as uncharacterized. Bases 1 to 1599 code for a protein of 532 amino acids. Gene Ontology annotation, cellular component: multivesicular body; cytoplasmic side of plasma membrane; ESCRT III complex. NCBI's taxonomy places the organism in Eukaryota, Fungi, Ascomycota, Dothideomycetes, Pleosporales, Pleosporaceae. Gene Ontology annotation, biological process: late endosome to vacuole transport via multivesicular body sorting pathway; vesicle budding from membrane. The transcript has 2 exons. The record is from RefSeq and is a predicted model, not a curated record.
AUGCUUAAACGCAAGCCCUCGCGCGACCUGGUCCCCAGCGGCGGCCCCCACGUCUCCAUCUUUAGCAGCGACCCCACGCUUAGUCGUCAUAAGCGGAAGCGCUCGCUCUUCCGUUCCCAGCACAACAGGGCGCAGUGGGUACCCGAGCCAGAGCGCGACAUGAGUGAACUGCUAGAUUUCGUUCUGCAACAUGAAGAUGCCUUCAAGAACCAGCAUCGCCUUGCAUCGCUCUAUGCAGACUUUCGGCAACAGCUCGAAAUAAACCCCGAAGGCUACCAUGCGAACAUCGCCGCAUGGACGAAAGCUCUCGUCGACGCCUCGCGGGCGGGCGUCAUCCCGAGGCAGGGCACCACCCACGAUCUUCUGAACAUACGAGCCGCCGAGGAGCUCGCGCGAGCCUUACAACACCCACAGUAUGGCAAGCCCACCUGUCUACCGGCUGUAUUCCAUGAGGCAGUGCAAAAGAAGGAGAUGGUACCUUUGAAGGACUUCAUGUCGUCAAAAGAGAGCAUAUACAAGACAUCGUGGAUACCUUCGCCGUGGCAGGUGCUUCAGUGGAGCUUGCGGCAGGUUGGGGUCCUGGGGCAGGUACGGGCGCCGGCCAAGAUGGAGGUCGGGAACUUCGUCGUCGUCAAGAAUGUCGAAGUUGCUGCGGACGAGAUACUCAAGAAGAUGAAGGAGCACGUAUCCACGGCUGACCGGGUACUAUCGAAGACAGACUUCUUGAAACGUUUCGCGACUAUACUAAAUCCGACUGCACCACUUACGACGAACGACCUCGAUAUACUCCUCGUAUUUCUUGCCCGAGACAAGCAAGCGAUAUCUCACAAUGAUCAGACGAUCAAGUUCAAGCCAGAACAUGAGGCUGUCCCCCUGCCUGUCACAGAAGAAGACGCCGCUAUUGCCAAUCUUCGCGACACACUAGCGAAUAUCAACGCGCAGAUACCGCCAUUGAUGGAGAAGAUUGCUCUGGCCGAUGCAGCCGCACGGGAAGCCGUAGUCGCGAAGCAGAUGGUCCGCGCCAAAGCUGCUCUGCGCUCCAAGAAGCUUGCCGAAAACUCUCUCGCUCAACGUUCGGAUGUCGCCCUCCAGCUCGAGCAAGUCUACACCGAUCUACAACAAGCCGCUGAUCAGGUCGAGAUCGUGGAGGCCAUGCGAGCUGGUGCAGCGGCCCUCAAAGGUCUCAAUGAGAAGGUUGGCGGUGCAGAGGGUGUUCAGGGUGUUGUCGAUGCCGUCAACGAACAAAUGGCGACCACGGAAGAAAUCACAAAUAUCAUCAAUGAGACCGACCAGCCUCUUGAUGAGGGCGAGAUUGACGAUGAAUUCGAAGCACUUGAGAAGGCGGAUCGCGAGAAGCGCGAGAAGGAAGAGGCCGAGAGGACCGCUGCAAGGCUAGCAGAGCUUGAGGCAGUGGAGAAGAAGCGCAAGGAGAGGGAAGCUGCAGACGAGGAGCAACGGCAGAAGGAGGCAGUUGACGCGGGCAGAACGGAGAAACAGGUCGAUGAGGCGUCUCAGAGUAUGGCAAGGAUGUCUUUCCAUCAGCCGGAUGAUGAGAUGGAAGAUCCUGAGGAGGAGAACCGCACACCUGCUUAUGCCUAG